Molecule: messenger RNA, 1095 nt
Organism: Arxiozyma heterogenica
Lineage: Eukaryota; Fungi; Ascomycota; Saccharomycetes; Saccharomycetales; Saccharomycetaceae
Gene: LEU5
Product: coenzyme A transporter
Exons: 1
Coding region: 1-1095 (364 amino acids)
Biological process (GO): mitochondrial coenzyme A transmembrane transport
Cellular component (GO): mitochondrial inner membrane
Molecular function (GO): coenzyme A transmembrane transporter activity
Source: RefSeq, a predicted model, not a curated record
AUGAACAGGAAACAAAAUGUUAUAUCAAACAAUACCAAUACCAAUGAUAAAACUAGUGUCAAUAUGGAUACUCGAAACAAUAAACGCAAUAUAAUUAAUAAAAAUUCAAUGGAUUAUGUAAUACGAUCAGGGAUUGCGGGCGGUCUCUCUGGGGCAUGUGCAAAAUCUUUGAUAGCUCCUUUAGAUCGUAUAAAAAUUCUGUUCCAAACCUCUAAUCCACAUUAUACUAAAUACUCAGGUUCCUUGAUGGGCUUAUAUGAAGCUGCAAGACAUAUAUGGAUAAACGAUGGUGUUAGAGGCUUCUAUCAAGGUCAUUCCAUUACUCUUUUAAGGAUAUUUCCAUAUGCUGCCAUCAAAUUUAUUGCAUAUGAACAGAUUCGAGGCUACUUAAUACCGUCCAAGGAAUAUGAAACUCAUUGGAGAAGAUUGAUUAGUGGGUCUCUAGCAGGCUUAUGUAGUGUAUUUGUCACUUAUCCACUAGAUCUGACUAGAGUAAGGCUGGCUUAUGUUACAGAACAUAAAAGGCCUCAUAUCUUAAAGAUUGUCAAAACAAUAUAUCAAGAGCCUGCAUCUAUCACGUUAACAUCAAAAUUUUAUAUCCCUAAUUGGUUUGCACAUUGGUGUAAUUUCUAUCGUGGUUAUGUACCGACAGUUUUAGGAAUGAUUCCAUAUGCUGGAGUCUCCUUUUUCGCUCACGAUUUCCUACAUGACAUGCUUAAACAUCCCAUAUUGGCACCUUACGCUGUAUUAGAAUUAUCAGAAGAUGAUGAAUUCCUAAUAGCUGAAAGAAACCAAAGAACGCCAUUGAAGACAUGGGCUGAAUUAUUUUCAGGAGGGUUAGCAGGUAUGCUAUCUCAAACUGCAUCGUAUCCGUUCGAAAUCAUACGAAGAAGAUUGCAAGUUAGUACAUUAUCAAUUCAAAAUUUGUAUACACAUAAGUUCCAAGGUAUUUUAGACAUUGCAAAUACUAUCUAUGUAGAACGUGGAUGGAGAGGAUUCUUUGUUGGUUUAAGUAUUGGAUACAUUAAAGUUACCCCAAUGGUUGCAUGCAGUUUUUUUGUGUAUGAGAGAAUGAAGCUUUAUUUUGGAAUUUAA